This is a messenger RNA of Carassius gibelio (silver crucian carp), 3259 nucleotides long. RefSeq names its product GTPase IMAP family member 8-like. The coding region runs from base 1 to 2193 and encodes 730 amino acids. The record is from RefSeq and is a predicted model, not a curated record. Gene Ontology annotation, molecular function: GTP binding. The transcript has 3 exons. Lineage: Eukaryota; Metazoa; Chordata; Actinopteri; Cypriniformes; Cyprinidae.
AUGCAUCGUCUCUUAUUGGCAGGAGUCCAGUUUCUCUUUGAUUUGAGGAUUGUGUUAUUGGGAAACAGAGCAGCAGGGAAAACCUCUUUGGCAAACCUAAUAACAGGUCACGCAGAGCCUCAUCUAAAGAGAACGGCCCAGUGUGUGAAGAUGCAUGGAGAUUUUGCCGGAAGGCAGGUCACUGUAGUUGAUACGCCGGGCUGGUGGAAGAACUACCUUGUCAAAGAAACCCCUGAAUUUCAAAGACAAGAGAUUGUGCUUAGCGUUGCUCAUUGUCCUCCUGGGCCCCAUGCGGUUCUGCUGCUCAUACGUGUCGAUGCUUUAUUCAAAGAAAAGCACAGGAGGUCAGUGCAGGAACACCUGGAACUUCUGAGCGAGAGAGUCUGGAACCAUACUAUAGUGGUGUUCACAUAUAGAGACCAGCUACAGGAGCAAACUUUAGGAAAGUACAUUGGAAGUGAAGGAGAGUCUCUUCUUCUCUGGCUAGUGGAGAAAUGUGGACACAGAUAUCAUGCUCUUAAUACUGAGAGAGCCACUGGGACGCAGUUGACGGGGUUAAUGGAGAAAAUAGACGCAGUGGUCGUGGGAAACGGUGGCUGUCACUUUGAAAUGGACAGAAAAUGGAUGUAUGCGGUGGAAGGAAUGAUGACGAAGAGAUACACGAGAGCAAACCAGAGGAGGAAGAUGGUACAAGAACAAUGGGAGACUCCACUUGUACGACAAGGUCUCAAACAUGUCCACAUUCCUAAGGUGAGGAUGGUAAUGUUAGGUUUCCGAAGAUCUGGUAAGAGUUCAGCUGGAAACACCAUUUUGAGUAUGGCGACGUUCGUCUCAAAGAGAACAUCCACGUGUGUGAGAAGACAAGGCGAGGUGGAUGGGAGACACGUGAUUAUAGUGGACACUCCAGGCUGGUGGAAGUCUCUCCCAGUGGCUGACACUCCUGAACUGGAUAAAGAGGAGAUUUCACUCAGCGUGUCUCUCUGUCCACCAGGACCACACGUGCUUCUGCUGACUCUGCGUGUAGACAUGUCAUUCACAGCAGCAGAGAAGAAAUCAGUGGUGGAGCACAUGGAGCUUCUUUCUGAGAGAGUGUGGGCUCAUACUAUAGUGCUGUUCACCCAUGGAGACUGCCUGGGGGACUUGACUGUCGAAGAGUUCAUUGAGAGUGAAGGGACGGCUCUACAGUGGCUAGUUGAGAAAUGUGGGAACAGAUAUCAUGUCCUCAACAAUGAGAACUGGAAUGAUGGCAGUCAGGUCACAAACCUGCUGGAGAAAAUCGAGAAGAUGGUGGCACAAAAUAGGGGCCAUUAUUAUGAAAUUGACCUUAAGACGCUGAAGGAGGUGAAGCAGAAAAGGAAAGCAGUUGAAAGGAAAGCUAAGGCUAGAGCAAAGAAACAAAGACAGAUGAGGAAGAUGGACAAUAAAAUGAAGGAUGUUGGAAAGCAUUUCUCAGAAUUUUCUCUUGUGCUGCUGGGUUAUGGAGAAUCUGGGAAGAGUUCAACAGGGAACACCAUCUUCGGCAAACAGGUGUUUGGGUCAAGAAGAACAGCCCGGUGUGUUCAGGUACAUGUAGAGGUGGGAGGACAACAGGUCAGCAUCAUAGACACCCCUGGCUGGUGGAAGCACCUGCCCACAGAACAAACCCCUGAACUAAAUAAAGACGAAAUCACACAGAGUGCAUCUUUAUCCGCUUCUGGACCAGUCGCUUACAUUUUGGUCCUUCGUGCCGACUGUUCCUUUAAAGAGCGAGAGCGGAAGGCGAUGGAGGAUCAUUUGAGGCUUUUGGGCUCCACGGUUUGGGAUCACAGUAUAGUUCUGUUCUCGUUUGGGGACCUGCUCGGAGACAGAGCCAUUGAGCAGCACAUUGCAUGUGAGGGAGAAGCUCUGCAGUGGCUUGUUGACAGAUGUGGAAACAGGUAUCAUGUUUUUAAUAAUAAGGCCAAGGGUGAGAGCCAUCAGGUCACAGAGCUGCUGGAAAAGAUACAAGAGAUGAUUUCAGCAAACAGCAGGGGCAAUGACAAAGACAUGCAGGUGCUGCGGGAGGUGACAGAGGGGAGGAAGGUGGAGGAAGACAGAGCAAACACCAGACUGAAGAUGCAGGGACAAAGAGAGGAAGAUGAAUCUGAUGAUGUAUUUGAUGAUGAUGAAGUCAUUUGGGAGUCAAGAGCAUGGAAAUGGACAACAGCUGUAUGAGGCGAUAAGUUAGAGUUCUGGAAAUUAUUUUAAUAAUCAGUUCUCUUGUUUGCUUUUGAGUAGAAAUAUCUAAACAUCCUUUAAAAAGACACUAUUAUUAUAAUUAUAAUUAUUAUAAUUAUUAUAUAUAUAUUAGGGCUGGUAAGUGAUUCAUUUUUAUCCAAUUACAUAAUUUGAUGAUUAAUUAAUCGAAUAAAUCGCACAUCAGAUUUGGAAGAUUACUCCCAAAAGAUAAUUUAAAGUCAUUGUGCAAAACAUCAAACAGAGAUUACAAAAAGUAAGUUCAGUAAGAAAUAUAUAUACACUCUUUGCAUAUGACCCUUUGCAGUGCAUUAAUUUUUCUUUAUUUUUUAAAACUUUGCUUUUCAAAAAUUAUAUGGUCACAUUUAUAUUUUAAAAAGACAUUUUCCAAGCUUGCAAUAUAUAUCUGAAAUACGUAGAGGGCACUAGGCUCUGUUUUUAAAAUGUAGAAAUGUGGAAAUGUAUUCCUCUGGCAAUCCACUGCCAUAUCUUUACUCUCAUAAUGCACAGACCCCUUAGCGAUAAGAAUAUUAAAAUUGGACACAUUUGCACAACACAUAGCUGUGGGCAAAGUGGCACACAUUCUUGAGGAAUAUGCAAAUGACAUGCCACAACACAAUAUUUCCAGGGAAAAAUAAACAAAAACAAACAACCAAACAAAUAAAUAAAUGACAAACGGCAUCCAAGGGGAAGAACAGCAAGAGAAAGUAAUGCUAAUGCAAGUUACUGUUAUAACAAUGACACUUUAAUGACUGUAAGACUCUUGUUUCUGGUAGAUGAAGUGAAUGUCAUUCGGUUUCAGACAACAGCACUUCAUACAGCCAACGGCUUUGAUACUGCUGUUCAUCAUUCACUGUUGGGAGGAUGUUUGCCUUUCACUCAUAUUCACAUGCACAUAGUCAUUGGAAUUGUUUCCUUAUUUUGUCAUCUGAACUUUUUCAGUGUGUCUAUUUUAUUUACUCUGGGGUACUUUUUGUUCAAGGGUCGUGAACUUUGUUGGCGAUUUAUCCAAGAACAACUCAAUCAAUAAUCGUUGGACUGUGUU